Serendipita indica DSM 11827 is the source of this 990-nucleotide messenger RNA. The record is from the annotation of a GenBank genome assembly. Lineage: Eukaryota; Fungi; Basidiomycota; Agaricomycetes; Sebacinales; Serendipitaceae.
AUGAUCAAACUAGGACGCAAUAAGUCUGCGCCAAACCCUGGAUCUCGGAUGUCGAAGCUUCUCCCUGGACCGACAAGUCUCCAACCUGCUGAGAAACCACUUUCACAUGCACAGGACCUUCCACCAGAGAUCCUCGAGCUCAUCUUUGGCUACUUGGAAGUCCCAGAAAGCCGUUUUAGGCGCAUUCAACAGAUGAUGGGAGACAGAAUGAUCUUUUUCUCACUCGUAUUCAUCUGUAGACAAUGGCAUGGACCGGCUAUUGUAAGGCUGUACGCAUCGAUACACCUAAAUACGAACGAGCAAGCGAUCAGAUUAUAUGAAACUCUUCGACAGAGAUCUCAUCUGCGCCCGCUUAUUCGUGCGCUGCACCUGCCGUACCCUCAAAAAGGGCCGGCAACCCCACACAUUUUCGCGCUCUAUUGCCGCAUCCUUGCCCUAGUCAGUGACCUUGAGGACCUCAGCGUACCAAUCAAGCUGUUCACUCCUCGGAACCAUGCGAAUCGGUCGGACCGGAACGGCACCAUUGUUACGCUUCCCAUUACUCCGAAUCGCCACCAAACCAUCGAGGCCUUGACAGUAUAUGGAGGUGUUUAUCUUGGUUCUAUACCAUUUCCUCGCUCCUUUACAAUCUUCACCAACUUACGCUAUCUGAAUCUCGAGGGAUUCGCGCUCAAUCGUCAUGUAGACCCGAGAAUCACACCGCCGCUGCCGCAUCUAGAGAAGAUUGUAUUGACGCGCUUCAAUGGAUUGGAGCAUCUGGACGACUGGUUGCUUGCAUCCCCUAAAUUGACGACCAUUGGCUUAUGGUAUACCCAACCAACAGCUACACUUCCCAAAGUCCUCUGUGUAGGACGCAUCGAGUGUCUAGAAAUGCUCAUUGAACUUGGAAUCAAUCCUCUCCCCGCCACCAUUCCAUGCGUCUCAUGGAUCUUUGGCUGUAUCUUUUGCGCCACUUACGGAUAUCCAGCAAUCUCUUCAGAGCUAUUAUAA